Molecule: messenger RNA, 7706 nt
Organism: Pocillopora meandrina
Lineage: Eukaryota; Metazoa; Cnidaria; Anthozoa; Scleractinia; Pocilloporidae
Source: the annotation of a GenBank genome assembly
AUGGCUCAGUACGAAUUCGAAAAUGGCGUCAACGACUGUUUGAAAAAGCUCGAAGCUCCUCUUUCUAAAGGGCCGGUCCCACGCUGGCAAAGGAAAGAGAGGGAAAGGAUUUUAGCUUCAACCGGAAAACCUUUAUCGCCGCUUCAAACCACUUCUCGCAACCAUGUGAACUCGAAGUUAUCGUCAAAAACUCAAACUCACACUCCGGGCAAAAGAGCAAAGACUCCAACGAAGACUCCUCAAAAGUCACCGAAAAAAUUUGGUCUGUCUCCUCGUGGUGACCGUUUUAUUCCUUCCAGGCCGCUUGUCGACUGUGAAUGGAGUCAUUUUCAAAUUAUGCAAGGAACGGACUCGGGCGAGGCGAACUGUGAGAUGGAAGUCGAAGGAAACUCGCAGUACUACUCAAAUAUGGCAGAGAAUUUGCAAAGCAGCUCAAGUAAUGGCAAGAUUCUACAUUUCAAGUCUGGAGCACCUGUGGCGAGGGAAGGUAGCGUGAUUGGCCGUUAUUCUUCGAUAUCCUCUUUCCUUUAAAUCCUUACACUCCAAGAUUUUAAUAUGAAUUUUCCAGACUGCUCCGAGAAUAACAAUUGCCCCUUAACCCUUUGACCCAUAAGAGUGUCUAGAAUUUGAUUUCUCCUUGCAAUAUCACCCCAGAAUCACACAUUAAGGUCACGAGACUAAAGGAAACGAUCACCUACUUUUGAAACUCUUGAUUGUUAAACAAAUUCUCCUUGUCAGUACCCUAAUAGAUGUAUAGAGAGCAGUAUGGAGAACUUACAUGAACUGAUGUUAGGGUGGGAAGGGUUGAUAAUAGUUUUCUUCAUUCUCUUACUUUCCUGCUUUAAAGUGUAUUCAGAUAUGGUCAUGGGAAAUUCCUUGUUGGUCACUUGUGGAAGUUAAAGGAUUAAUUGACUGGCUAUGAUUGCAAAAUAAAUCAAGAAAUGGGUAUAAGAUAAUUAAAUAAGUGAUAGUAAUGAUGAUGAUGUAAUUAAAUAGUACUAAAAUUUCAACUUUCACUGGAAUGUUCUAUAACAAUUCAUUUUACAGAUACAACCAAGAACCUGCAGAGGUUUCUUAACCCUUUACACCCUCAUAUCAGUAUGUAUAUUCUCCAUACUGUUCUCUUUACAUUUCCCAAGGUGCUGACAAGGAGAAUUUGUUGAGUAGUCAAGAGCUUCCUUAUUUGGUGAUCAUAUCCUUUAUUCUCAUGACCCUAAUGUUGUUUUUCAGGGGUGAUAUUGUAAGGAGAAUUUAGAUGCUAGUCACUCUUAGGGAUCAAAGGGUUAAUCAAUGGCUAAUAUUCUGUGUAUUUCCUUUAAAACUGAUGCAAAAUUUGAAUUGUAUGUUUACAAUAUUUAAUUAUUUUGGUGCAAUAUUGUAAUUUGUUUUUAGGACAUCAGAAUCAAUUAAGAGUGUUGUACUGUCAAAGCAAACCUGCUGCACCAAAAGCUAAGUCAACAAGACACAUCCCACAGGCUGAAGAUAGGAUUCUAGAUGCACCUGAACUUUUGGAUGAUUAUUGUAAGUAAAAGAUUUUGACAAUAAAUGGUGGAAGUGUUUGAUAUCAUCAAGUGCACUGAUUUCAAUCAGAGCCAUCUUAACUUUUACAGGAAAUUGUAAAAUAAAUUCAAAAGAAUUUGUUCUCGGACCGUGUUCAGGCCUAUGGAUUGUAUAAUUGUUUACAAUUUUUCCCUAGAUCUUAGUCCCAGGUUCCUUAACCCUUUAAUUCCCAAGAUCUGAUUGCUAAUUUUCUCCCCUAGCUGCUACACAUUUCCUUGUAAGUUAGUUACAGGAAGUGGGUUUCAGAUCAAGGUAACAACUUAUACCUGAUAAGUUCGAGUAUUCUCACUGCAUUUGCACAGUAAUGUAUGGAUAUUAUAGGGAGAAUUUACAUGUUAAUCACUUCUGAGAGUUAAAGGGUUAAGUGGGACAAGUAAUUACCCAAAUUUGUUUUUUAUGCUCUUAACCGGUGAUUUUGCAGCUAUUAUUUGAGAAGCAUAGGUUCAAAAGAUGCAAAGCCUAAAAUAAAUUUAGCCUCUGUUUUCUACAAUUUCUUUGAUUAUUAAUCAAUUUUAAGGAUAAUUUUGUUAUUUGGAGGGCAAUACAAUUUAUUUUAUUUGUUUGUGAUCAGAUCUAAACCUGUUAGACUGGGGCUCAAUAAACCAGCUUGCCCUUGCAUUGUCUGGUGCAGUUUACACAUGGAAUCCCAGUACUGGUGAGACCCAGCAUUUGUUUCAGUUGGAAGGCGAAGAUUACAUUUCCAGUGUCAGUUGGAUUGAUCAGGGUAGUAUUCUUGCUGUUGGAAGCAGUAAUGGUCAAGUCCAGGUGAGUUAAGAAGAAACAGUGUUUGUAUAUGUAAUAAAAACAAAAAAAAUAUGACAUGCUUAAGUUGUUUUAGUUAAUACAUAGCAAAUGCAGGCAAGAUCAAGGAAAUCCUGUGUUGUGAUUGGCUAUCCAAGCUGGAAAGAAGGGUCUAUUCCCAUCCUGCCUGUGCAGGAUUUCCCUUUCUAAUCCUACACAAGAGAAAUUGUAUGGAGUGGAUUUACAAUGGAGUGGCAGAAGAUAGUCCAACAGUUUGUCAAAUGGAAAGCAAGUACAUGCCAUCAUAGCAUUUUUCCCCAGUUCUUGAAAACAAACAAGUCAUUCUUAUUUCUUAUUAAAGCAAAAUCUUUUUGUUAUAUACUAAAUCCUUUAUUUGCCAAGUUUUCUCAGUCAUGAUGGCUGGAUAUUUACACUGCUCUUUUUCACAUUUUUAUGGAUUAAGAGGAAGUUAAGGUUGAUAAAAAGCCAUCUUGCCCUUGCACUUGAUUGAAAUGCAUAUACAUGUAUUGGUAUAUGUAAUUAUUACCCAGUUACUACAAAGUAAGAGUCAAGCUUUUAAGCAUGAUGUGAUUUCUAAAAGGAUUGUCAAGAAUGUUCCUCAAUCUGGAUAGAGGAAUAGAAAGAUCUCUGGUUGACCCCAGCGCUCAUAUGUAUGAUAAUAUGGCAAGCUUUCUACAGUGACUGUAAAAAGCCUGCCACAUUGUGAUACUUAUGGGAGUGUAUUUAAAGAACACAAGACAAACACAACUUUUAAACUAAACAUUUGCAUCUCUGUUUUUUAAUUUGGCUAGAUCUAUUUUUACCAUAAACCCAAAAAGGAAAAGGCUACUGUUGCAGUGGCCUACUGGAGGGCUGUGCUCAAUAGUUGGGGGCACUUUAUUUUUCCAGUUCCAGACAGGAUUUGAUUUUGUUUUCAAAUUGAAGGAUGGCUAAUAUGUGUUCAAAACUACAUAAACUAUGAUCCUGGUAAGCUGAUCCUAUGGUUUUCAUAGCCAAAUGUGGUGUAAAUGCAAUAUUAACUUCUAAAAGGAAUGUUACUUCCUUAAACUAGAUUCUUAGUCAUUUCAUUUCUUAAUCUGGAUAAAGGAAAAGAAAAGUCUUUGGUUGACCCAAGCACUCGUAUGUAUGAAAACAUGGCAAGCUUUUUACAACAACUGUAAAAAGCCUACAUGACACUUUGUGAUACAUAUAGGAGUGACCUCAAGGGAAACAAGAGGAGCAAAAUUUUAAACUGGAACAUUUGGGUCUCUAUUAUUUAAUUUGGCUAAAUUUAUUUUUGAUGUAAACAUUUAAGUUAUUUUUAGUGCCUACAUGUAUUUGCUUAUCUCAAACCUGUGGUCGAAAGGAAGGGUAACUGUCAGAGGGCUUUGCUCAGUAGUUGGGGUUUUAUAAUUUUCCAUACACCCACCUGAAGUACCACUAAUGUGUUGAACACAACAUAAGUUAUGAUACAAAGCUGAUCCUUGGGUUUUUUUAGCCAAACAUGGUGUACACGGUACAUGUAUAUUAGGUAGUGUAAGUAUACAAGCAAGAGUGAUUGACAACAACCAAUAGCAUAAUCCUGUUUUUCCGGUGUUGUCGAUAAAAAUCAGGGUGAAGGUACAUGUAAUGAGAUGUUUAAUUAUUCGAGGGUGGCAGUAAAUUUUUCAAUAUGGAGUGGUAGGAGGAGCACCAAUUAUAAAGGAGAGGCAGUAGAUUUCAAGUUUGAUUAUUCUAAUACCAAGAGUGAAAUUGUCCUUAUUUAAUGAUUUUUUUUUUGUGAGAAGUAGGUUGAACAGGUUCCCAAUUACAACAUCGUCUUCUGAAUUUAACUGAAUGUUAAAUGACCUGAUCUGAUCCUGAAUUUUUUGUGACAGUUUCUUAUAGAUGGUUUUUUGUCGUACUCUGACUGGUACUCUGAUCAGGUUAUCUUGUAGAAUUAAUUUCCAGUGUAGUAAUGAUGAUAGUGAUGAUAUUGAUUUUAAUUGUUGUGUUAAUAAUAGCAUUUACUUUAAUUAUGAUUAUAAAAAUAGUAAUGAUAAAAAUAAUUAAUGAUAACGUUGAAUGAUAACAAUUAUAAAAUCAUGUAACAAUAGUGAUUAUGAUAAUAUCAAUUAAAGUAUCUGUUAUUUGUUUUAGUUAUGGGAUGUAGCACAAGCUAAGUGUGUUCGUGUGAUGGGAGGUCAUGCUGCUAGAGUGGGUUCACUUGCCUGGAACUCAUUUAUCUUGUCAAGGUAAAUGGCUCUUUGAUCAAAGGCUGACUUUGAAUUGUAUUUCCACUAAUGUGUAUAACAGCAAACUUGACCAAUACAGACUCCAGAGUUAUGCUGGUGCAGACUUGUAAGAACCCUUAGGCUAAGGUUCAUAAAUUUUGCUGUUUUGGACACAGCUCUAGGUAGUAGUUGUAUAGUAUUCUCAUGAUGCCAUCCAAGAAUGUAAAAAUAAUGGAAUGUUGAGGAUAAGGAAAGAUUAUUUUUAUUGUUUUUUUCUUUUGAGAUGGGGGAAGGGGGUUGGGGUCAAGGGGCAAGCAAUUUUAAAUGGACUGACAGCAAAUGUUGUCCAGAGGAGUUGCAAUACUAUUACUUGUUUCAUUGUACUCUAGAGCUCAGGUAUUAACUUAAGCAGUCAUAUGAGAAGCUUCAGAUGUAGACUUUACCUUUAACCUUAAGUUGUCUUUAAUCAACUGUUACUCCUAAAUGGAUUGAAGGCUCAUUUUAGGUAUUGCAAUCAAAUAUUAAAGUACUGAUUGAUUACUGCAUACAGUGUUGCUGUUACGUGUAAGUCUGGCACUUGCUCUUCCAACUGCAUGUGCUCAUAAUUCAUAUAAAAGCAAGCCAUAAGAAAAUGGAAUGGGACUUGGCAGUAGCUGUCAAUAACCUUGUUUUGAUACAUUUUUCAGACUUGAAAUUAAUCUGCCUAUGUACAGUGGAAAUGGUUAAUUCAGUAAAAUUUUGGCUGGAUAUGAACUGCUCAGUGUCUUAAAUUUUUUGACAAAAAAGGGAGGCAACAAGAUUGAUGCAAAUAUUUCAAAAGUAAAAAGUGUGACUUAAAAGUGUUUAGGUCAUUUACAAAUUCAAGGUUAGGUUAGAAUGCAAGUUCUCUCAUUGGCUUUACUUAUGAAAUUAUGCAUGUUAUGCUUGAUAAAAGAACAACCAAAGUGAAAGAGAAAAGCAAAAUUGUUGGUCAAACCAUCAAGAAUUCAGGGUCAAAAAGGUCUAACAAUACCCCCUCCUCUGGCUUUUUUAGUGGUUCACGGAGUGGGGCUAUUCAUCAUCAUGAUGUGCGAGUGGCAUCACAUCAUGUAGGGUCCCUUAUAGGCCACAGUCAGGAGGUGUGUGGUAUGCAGUGGAGUCCUGAUGGUAAGCUGUUAGCCAGUGGCGGUAAUGAUAACGUUCUGAAUAUCUGGACACAGAGAGGAGCUUCAGAUGAUGCUGCCACUCCACUUCAUACACUGACGCACCAUCAGGCUGCCGUUAAGGUAAUGUGUCAGCAUGACAGAAAUAUACAAAUGGCUGCUCAUAGUGUGCUGUGUAAGAAAUUUUAAUAUAAUUUAUAUUCAAAAUUAUUCAGGUAUUUAAUUUUGUUGUUUUUAAAUCCAUCAACUUCAGUAGUUAUCUUGCCGUAAUAUCCCACAGCUGGUGAAUUUUGUCAGCUUCCUUUGAAAAGAGCUAAGAAUUUUAACUAUGGCCAUAAAACCAAAACCACAGCGAAAGAGGGUAAGUUUUCAAAGGAACUGUGUUGCUGCAUGGGUGGGGGAGUGAAACAAAAUCAUUUGGUUUUAUCCACUUAGUUGAUGAUGUAAGGAGUUUCUAAAGCUGACUUUUCGCGUGUUGGCCCUUCGUCAGAGCGAAUCACCACUCAUUUCAUAAAAUCAAAUUAUCUUGGAAAUCCAAAGUUGGUCCUUUUUUCUAAGUGUGCAUUAAUCUUCAGGCAGUGGCAUGGUGUCCAUGGCAACCGAAUGUCCUGGCUAGUGGUGGUGGAACCGCUGACCGUCAUAUCAGAUUUUGGAAUGCAAACACAGGGUCUUGCCUUAGCAGUGUGGAUACAAAUAGUCAGGCAUGUUUUGAUAAAAUACUUGCUAGAAGUAUUAACAGAGAGCGGUUAGUGAUUGGGGCCAAGAAACAUUUAAGCCUUAUCAAGCGCAAAUGGCGUGUAAAGCUCAGUAAGACAUAUUUUCAGUGUUCAGCGCGGUGAACCGUGCCACAGAUGCUAAGCUCCAGCUUAUGGAAAGUGCGGAAAAUCGUACGUAAGGUCCCAAAUGCAGGAGUAGUGAGGGCGCCCAGGCAUGCAGCUGAUGAACCUCAUUGUCAUUGCGAGGCACUUAACCGCUGUCACGCGUGUUUACCACAGAAAAGGGCGGAAAAAAUGCUGACGGUGCCGACAUGCUAAAGGUGGCAAGGCGAAUUGGUCAUUUUAUAAACUAAAAAUAAUGGUCUUGGAUUGGUAAAAUUCUUCAUUAAUUAUGGUUCUAAAGGCGAAUUAAUUUUCGUCAUGUUGUUUGAAAUCGAAUCAUACAACAACAAAAUUAAAUCAAGAAUGGUUUAUCACAAUCAAAGUCACACUCUGUCAAAUUCUACUUGUUUGGUUUUCUUUUGUUCGUGAUUGCUUCGAUUUUGCUGUGACUCUUAUAUCUGUGUAAUGUAGGUUUGCGCGCUGAUAUGGUCCAAGGAGUACAAAGAGUUAGUCUCUGGUCACGGUUUUUCCCAAAACCAGCUAACUAUCUGGAAAUACCCAGCCAUGUCACGCGUCAUGGAAUUAACUGGACACAUGUCGCGCAUUCUUCACAUGACCAUGUCACCAGAUGGACAGUUUGUGGCGUCGGCUGCCGCAGAUGAGACCCUGCGGCUGUGGAAAUGUUUUGCCAGUCAGCAGAAAUCUAAAAAGACUUCAAGCAAAGGACUGAGAAGCGAAGGAAAGGGUUUGAUGUCGUGUAUGAAGGUUCGAUAGAGCAGGGAGCGAACUAAGAAUGUUAUGUAAAGGCGGACGUCUAUCAUGAUUAUGUAAAUAACAAAAGAUUCAAAGAUCUCGUUUUAAUGAUACUAAGAUAUGUAUGAAUAGCUUAUACCGAAACUUUGUCUAGUGUUAAUUCUAGCAGCUCCUCUCUCGUGACGUAUAGAUGCUCUCGGCCCUAGCUUAGAUAAAUGACCUAAAUCUGAAAUAAGGUUAUUCUUUAUCACUAGCAUACAUUUCCUUUUAUGCCUUAUUCUUUUAGCUGAUUACCCCAUUUAGUCCGGUGACAGUACAUUUAACAAUGUACAGGCGGAGGUGAAAGAAAUUCAACUUCUACUUCCCUCAGUGUCUCUCCAAACUUAGCGUAACCUGCUAUUACUAAAUGAUAUGUGUUUGCGGACACUGCUUUUAGCAAACGUUCCUUUUUCAGACUAUUGCAUUUUCUGAAAGACCCC